Messenger RNA from Knipowitschia caucasica, 237 nucleotides. NCBI's taxonomy places the organism in Eukaryota, Metazoa, Chordata, Actinopteri, Gobiiformes, Gobiidae. The record is from the annotation of a GenBank genome assembly.
AUGGUUUUACAGCAGAAGAAUAAAGGUGACAUAAGUGAGCUGAUCACCACGCUGUACAUCGGGUUCCUCUGCCUGAUCUUUGCCUCGUACUUUGUGUAUCUGGCCGAGAAAGAAGCAGUCGGUGGGGUUGAAAACUUUGCAGAAGCUCUGUGGUGGGGAGUGAUCUCAGUUUCUCACAGCACACGGGCCGUGCAAAAAGGUCUAGGAUACGAGCCGGUGUUGUUAAUGAGGGAAUGA